Molecule: messenger RNA, 4482 nt
Organism: Maylandia zebra (zebra mbuna)
Lineage: Eukaryota; Metazoa; Chordata; Actinopteri; Cichliformes; Cichlidae
Gene: hnrnpub
Product: heterogeneous nuclear ribonucleoprotein Ub
Biological process (GO): alternative mRNA splicing, via spliceosome; positive regulation of transcription by RNA polymerase II
Cellular component (GO): nucleus; ribonucleoprotein complex
Molecular function (GO): promoter-specific chromatin binding; RNA binding; protein binding
Source: RefSeq, a predicted model, not a curated record
ACAGAUGGCCACAGGCUGCAUAACUAAGCUGCGCCUCUCUCUGGGCAGUUACGGUAGGAGACGACUCCUCCCCCACACAGCAGGCUCGCGCAGCUCUGUGCCUGCAAAGGAUUGGUUGUACAGCGGGUGCCGUUUGGCGCAGUUUUGAGCUACAUCCGUUAACAAAGGGCGUCCAUUUAUUUAUUUCCCGUCUUAUUUUAGCGCGUUCGCCGUCAAACAUUCACCAUGAGCACAAUUAACGUCAAAAAGCUUAAAGUUAACGAGCUCAAAGACGAGCUGAAAAAGCGUAAUCUUUCGGACAAGGGGCUGAAGGCCGAGCUGAUGGACCGCCUGCAGGCCGCGCUGGACGAGGAGGCCCUCGCUUCUCCGCAGGAGCAGGCAGCUGAGGCGGAUGACGGUUUCGAGCAGGCCGCCGACCAAGAAGGUAUGGCAGAGGAGGAAGAAGGAGAGGGGGAGGGAGAAGGCCCCAUUGAAGAAAGCAUGGAGGCCAACGAGGAGGAAGAGCCGGAGAGUGGGGGCGACGGCAAUGGCGUUGCCGUGGACGAAGAAAUGGGCGAGGGAGAAGAGGAAGGAGACGAGGACGAUGAGAUGGACCCCAUGCUCAAGGGAGACGUGGACGACAUGGAGAAAAUAGAUACGGAAGACGGUGAGCCGGGAGAGCAGGCUGCCGAGGGGGAUGCGGACAAAGACACGAAUGCUGAUCAGAAGAAUAAGAAGGGUGUUAAGAGACGCCGGGAGGAACAUGGAAGGGGCUACUUUGAAUUUAUUGAAGAGAACAAAUACAGCUGUGCCUCGUCCAAGUCACCUGUUCCCCCGUUGGAGGAAGAAGACGAAGACAAUGAUGACACAAAAGUCUGCCUGGAUAGCUACAACUCUGACCUGCACUUUAAGGUGUCGCGGGACCGCUACAGCGCCUCGUCUCUCACCAUGGAGAGCUUUGCUUACCUGUGGUCCGGGGGAAAGGCUACAUACGGUGUGAACAAAGGCAAAGCCUGCUUUGAGAUGAAGAUCACUGAGAAGAUUCCAGUGAAGCAUAUUUCCAGCAAGAACAUGGAGAUUCAUGACGUCCAAGUCGGAUGGUCCCUGGAAACGGGCACACUGCUGCUGGGUGAGGAAGAGCAUUCCUAUGCCUACUCCGGAAAAGCCAAGAAAACCACCAACUGUGUGACCGAGGAGUUUGGAGAGACCUACGAGGAGAAUGAUGUCAUCUGCUGUCUAAUUGACUUUGAAGGUGAGGAGGUGGUGCUGUCCUACUCCAAGAACGGAGGCGAGCCAGCUGCCGCUUUCCAAGUCGGCAAGGACUCCCUGAACGGCCGGGCCCUUUUCCCCCACGUCAUCUGCCGCAACUGCGCUGUGGAAUUCAACUUUGGCCAGCUGGAGACGCCAUAUUUCCCCCAGCCGCAGGGCUACACCUUCCUGCAGCAGAUUCCUGUCAGUGAUCGAGUCCGUGCACUCAAAGGGCCGCAGACCAAGGCUGACUGUGAGAUCAUAGUCAUGGUUGGUCUGCCGGGCUCAGGGAAGACCACGUGGGUGAAUAAGCAUAUCCAAGAGAACCCUGGGAAGUACUACAUCCUGGGCAGUGACACGAUUGUGGAAAAGAUGAUGAUCGGCAGCAUGAAGCGUCAGUCCAAGGACAUCACAAAGUUGACUGCCAUUUCCCAGCGUGCACCGCUCUUCUUGGGAAAAUUCAUUGAGAUUGCUGCUCGCAAGAAGAGGAACUACAUCCUGGACCAUACCAACCUGUCUGCUCCGGGCCAGAAGAGGAAGAUGUGUUUGUUCGCAGGCUUCCAACGCAAGGCUGUAGUCGUCUGCCCGUCUGAUGAAGACUACAAGCAGAGAGUCCAGAAGAAAGUUGAGACUGAUGGCAAGGAAGUGCCUGAGCAUGCUUUACUCAAAAUGAAAGGCUUCUUCUCUCUGCCCGAGGAGGGCGAGAGCUUCAAUGAGGUCAUCUACGCCGAGCUGCAGAAAGAUGAUGCUGCCAAGCUCCUGGAGCAGUACAAAGAGGAAAGCAAGACGGCUCUGCCUGCCGAGAAAAAGCCAAACCAGGGGAGCACGACGCCUAAACAGCGCGGUGGACAGCGCGGUGCUGGACGCGGUGGCAAAAACCAGUUUGCCCGUGGUGGCGGACCUGGGCAGAGAGGUGGCAGCCGUGGAGGCUUCCAGAACAGAGGCAACUUCAGAGGAGCUCCCGGGCCUCGCGGGGGGUUCAACCGUCCUCCUCGCGGCUUUCUGCCGCCCCCAGCCUUCAGAGGAGGAUUCCCCAAUCGUGGAAACUUUAACCGUGGUGGCGGCCCCAUUCCUAGCCUGGGUGGAUCCCCCAGGGGCGGCCCGAUGAGGGGCAACAUGGGACACAGAGGAGGACCCAUGAGCAGAGGCGGUCCAGUGAACAGAGGGAACAUGAGCAGAGGAGGCGGAGCUAGCAUGGGUCGUGGUGGAAACAGGGGUCACCCCCAUCAGUUUCAGCAGCGAGGGGGGGGCCGUGGCAACUUUGGCAACAAGAGCAGCAACUAUGGAGGCAACAGGAACGGCAUGGAUAAAGCCCAGGCCUUCAACCAGAGCUGGCAGCAAGGGUUCUGGAACCAGAAGCCGUGGAGCCAGCAGUACCAGCCUGGAUAUUACUGAGACAUUUGUUCUAAUGGACUGGUGGGCGACACUGGGAUCCACCGCUAGCCACGGAACAUCAUCCACUCCAACGUUUGCUUACUUUCCUUUAGAACCCACUUUUACUAAUGAUCGUAAAACUCACGACUGAUAACGAGACUAAAGCUAAACGGAGCGACGACAUUCCAUCGGAGGAGAGCAGGCAGCACGACUGUAACUGAAGCUCUGUAUCGUCACACAGAUGUACACAGUGUGGGUUCAUCCUCAUUCAGCCAUCUUUUGUUGUUGUUGUAUAUUUUACCCUCCUCCACCUUUUUAAAUGCUUUUAAAACAUGUUUGUAAUUUCAGGAACCAGAAACGAUUAGUCGGCCCAGCAGGCUUUGAAGAGAUUUUCUUUUUUCAGGGUUGUGCAUUUUAUCUGUGCUGUGGUUUUUGUUUUGUUUUUCUUUUUGUAUUACAAAUUGUAAAUAUUUUUUUUAUGCGUAGUUUGCAUAAAGGUUUAAGGAACGUGAUGAUUUGAUUGGAACUUUGGCUUCUUUACAGGAAGCGUUGGUAGCUGGUUGGCCUGUACCUGUCUGUAGAGUCAAACAGCCAGACUGAAGCAGUGAAAUUACAGCUUUUCUUUUUGUUCCCACGAUCAAUCCUGUAACAUAAACUCCACAGAGCUACAAUAAACACAUCGUUGGCUUUUUUACAUUCUUCUCGGCUUGUGAUUUUUGACUUGGUUCAAAGGUGUGUAAAUGACCUUUGAACGGGCCGUGGCCUGGUUUGCUAUCAGCCCUGCUAAACACCUCAUUAGUUAAUAAAUAACCUCAAGUGUCUUGUCUUUGAUAUGUUGUUUCCGGUCCUUCAGCUGUUCAGUACUUUUAAUUUGAAAACGUGUUUUGGCCAAGCCAUCUUUAAGGACAGAAGGAAGCCAUGUUGGUCAUACAUUAUGCUUUUUAAGGUCUUUAUUAAAACAUUAAAGUUAGAGCACUGACGUUCUCAGGAGAUCGUUUGUUUCCUAGAUUGUCUUGAUUAACGGUUCCUUUUAGUGCAGUAGACUUCUGAGAAACGCCGAGCACUGACCAGUUAUAAACGUCUCCACGGUAACGACUUCCCUUUUCUUCCUCGUACUGGUGAUUCGUGUAAACCUCGCUCUCUCAGUUUUGAUGGUGCCAGUUUAGCACAGAAAGUGGUUUUUAAAAGGAGGCCGGAUUGCUCAUUUUCACCAGCAAACCUAGAAAGGGCUGCACAGUUUGAUGGCUGACCGCCCGAACCGACCUUUCAACUCUGACGGCGCCGUGUUUUGUUUUGUUUUUUUAAAUGCUCUGGUGUUGGUGACUGUGUGGCCCAGCAAUAACGGCAGCUCCACAUAUACUGUCUCCACGUCGACCUGGUACCCGGAUCAUGUUUGACACUAGAUUGACUUUUUAACGUUACAAUAGAUCUGAUCAAUCCAACAGUUUCUUUAGAUUUGUUUUGGUUUGCCCGUCUUAUUUAAUAAACAUGUAAAUACUAAAUGCAUCACUAAUCCAGCCAUGCACGAAUGUUCAUGAAUUAAUAAAUGUGUUGUGAUAAAGAAAGUAUUAGUUUGCCACGUACUGCUGUGUGAUGAACUAUUUAAAUGUCUGGAGAGUUUGACCUUUUAUUAUACUGGAUAUUAAAAUCGAGCAGAAUGCAAGCUUUGGGUUUACAGUAUAAUCUAUAAUACAACAGACACUAUAUUUUUAUCGCUUUGUGUUGCAGGUUGUAUAUCAGGUCUUUUAUUAAACCAACAGUGCAAAAGCUCUGAGCUUUUUCAGAUUUGUUGUCUUUUCUAUCUGACAGUUUUUAAUAUUUGUGUUUGAAAAAUUGGGAUUGUAUUUUUUUUUGUCUCUAUUAAAGUUAAAGAAGCUGGUA